UCUCAUCGUUGAGCGGGCAAUCAAAAUGAGAUGAUCAAAACAAAAAUAUAACCUAAAUAUUAUAUAAAUUCAGUUUUCAGUAACUUAUAUUAAAGAUCAAAAGCAUUUCAUUCCUAAGUUACUAAUUUCUUGGAGUUGGAAUGGCAAACAAAGCAGUUCUCAACUAUCUGGCCACAACGAAUCGACCUUACAGCUCCACUGACAUAACUUUGAAUCUUCAUAAGGAGUUUGGAAAAACAGCCAUUCAGAAAGCCCUUGAUCAGUUGGCUGAAGAGGGAAAAGUGCGCGAAAAGACUUAUGGCAAACAGAAAGUCUAUGCGAUUAUAUUAGAAGACAAUUUGAACAAUGAGGAUGAAAGUAAGGAGAAGGAAGCUCUUGAUGCUGAGAUAUUGCGUCUGUCCUCAGCUUUCAAAAACGUUGAGCGCGAGACGAAACAAUCUGAAGCUGAACUGCAAGGAAUUGUCGCUCAGCCGACCAAUGAACAGGCAAAACCGAAAAUAGUUGAGAUCGAAACACGAAUCUCAGAUCUUCGUUCGAAAAUCAAAUCAGUGUCUGAGGACUGGAACGAUGAGAGCGAGAAGAGGAUGAAGGUGGUGAAGGAAGAACGGGCAAAAUAUGUCAAAGAAUACCGCAAACGGAAACGGAUGUGCAUGGAUAUCCUCAACGCCAUAAUGGAAGGUUAUCAGGGCAGUAAGAAAACUCUCAUGGAAGAGAUUGGCAUUGAAACUGAUGAGGAUGUGGCCAUGCCUCCUGUACUUCAAUAGAAGGACUACAAACACUUUUCUGAAACAACUUAUCUGAAAUAAGUGAGCAUUAAGAAUAAAAAUGUAAAAGGCUGUUAUAUCUAUUAGUUUUAUCUCUUAUCUAUAAUAAAUAGUCAUUAGUUGUAUAUGUUACAAUAUCAGAUUAUCUGUAUUGCUUAUCAACCUUCCAUUGCUUCCUCUACUUUAAUUCUAACUCUUUCUCAAACAAUCUAAUUUUCAACUUCGUGAGCAGUGGUGGAGUAGUACUGUAUUGUGUUAGAUAUCAAUUAGAUAUCAGAUAUAAUAGUAAGAUUUGAAAGUGUCACAACCAUUUCCCUAUUAAAAUAUCGGAAAAUACCUUCAAUGAACUUUUAAACCAUCAUCAAACUCUUGAAAAUUGAAACUAGAGCCUCAAAUUUUCGAUAAAUUACUUGGUAUGACACGUUUAGUUAGUGUUUUCCGAACAUUUUCACAUUCUCUUGAAAAUAAUUUCAACUGUCGCAAUCAUUUCCUUAUUAAUAUAUCGGGAAAAUAGUUUCAAUAAAUUGUUAUCAAACACUUGUAAAUUGAAACUAGAGCCUCAAAAUUUCGAUAAAUUACUUGAUCUGACAAGUUUAGUGUUUUUAUCGGAAUAUUUUCUCAUUCUCUUGAAAAUUAGUUUUAUAUAUUUAAUUACUAAUUACAGUAUUCUCCAUCAACUUAUUAAACUUCAAGAUGUAUGGAGUAAAUACUAGCCUCACGUGCCAAUAUAAUAUGUACAUUUGUCUUAAGUUAGAUUAUAUUUAUUAGGAUUUUCUGCCUAGUUAUUUAUAAAAGAUGAGUUGUCAAACUAAAUAAUUGUUCAAGUCGAAUAAAUCGAAAAAAUACCAUG
Molecule: messenger RNA, 1614 nt
Organism: Nilaparvata lugens (brown planthopper)
Lineage: Eukaryota; Metazoa; Arthropoda; Insecta; Hemiptera; Delphacidae
Product: homologous-pairing protein 2 homolog
Exons: 3
Coding region: 141-764 (207 amino acids)
Biological process (GO): meiotic strand invasion involved in reciprocal meiotic recombination; homologous chromosome pairing at meiosis; meiotic joint molecule formation
Cellular component (GO): DNA recombinase auxiliary factor complex; condensed nuclear chromosome
Molecular function (GO): double-stranded DNA binding; recombinase activator activity
Source: RefSeq, a predicted model, not a curated record